AUGCCUCGGUCACCAAGAGGUACAAGGCUCGGACGGGCUGCCUCACUUGCAAAGCUACAGACCUCCUUCUCCAGGCGCGUGAAAUGUGACGAGCAGAAACCAGCAUGCUUGCAGUGUCUGACUACCCAGCGCAUCUGCGAGGGCUAUUCGAAUGUCUCCCAAGCUCUGUCUACGGCCAAUCACCUUGCGGAUGAAGACCGACGAGCCUUUGCUUUCUUCCACAGCCGCACGGUGCAUUCAAUUUUCGGCGAGCAGGAUGCCAGUGACUGGAUAACUAUCUUCCUUCAACGCGGCCAUGCUGACAGUGCCGUCCGCCAUGGUCUCACUGCCUUGGCCUCCUUACACGAGAGCCCACUGGGCUCCCCUGGCUGCUAUGUCCUCGCGCCCGACGUCACCAUGAUUCUAUGCAUUCUUUUCGUCUGCUUCGAGCAACUUCGCAACGAAGAUGAUGCCUGCGUAGUGUACCUGACAGCUGGCCUCAAGCUCAUCUACUGGUGCCGCUUACGCACGGGCAACUACAACAAUCUCAAGGAUUACUCGCGGCCCGUAUCGGAGUUCAUGAAUGGGAAGAUUAUCCCGAUCCUGCAACGACUCCGCGUGCAAUUCUCUCUGUGUAUGGACUCCCGCCAUAGCUGGAAGGCAUAUGGCAUCAGCCCCUGUCUUCCGCCUCCGAUUAUCCCCUCCUCGUACUUCUCCUUCGACGCCGCGCGCCGGGAUUUUGACCGCGCAAUGAAUUACAUAUUCUCGGCCCUAGAAACGAACCAGGCUGUCUAUUAUGACCAUAUCAAGCAAGACCCCGUUGCGAUCCUGCACCAGUGGAAAGCCGCAUCCUGUAGCCGCCACCUGUUAGGCCUAUACUACAAUACGUCAACCGUCAUAAUCGGGGCCUAUCAUGCGGAACUGGAGACUUCACUUGACGAGCACGCCAAUUAUUUUCAGAUCAUUGGAUACAGCCUUCUGUUUAGCUUCGACUUGGACAUCACGCCGCCAGUGUUCCUGGUGGCAUCCCGGUGUCGUCACCCCGAUAUCCGACGACGAGCAUGCCAGCUCAUGCUUGAAUCGCCGUUCUAUCAUGGGGCGUGGCGCGAUCGAUACUCGGGACUGUGUGCGCGGCGGAUUAUUGAGAUCGAGGAAGCGAGCAUGCUGAGCCGCCAGGAUGGCUCCACGUACGUGCCCGAAUCUGGUCGUAUUCGGAAGGUGUCUGCAGACAUCCACGAAGCAAAGCAGCAAAUCGCCAUGCAUUUUGUCCGGGCGCCCUUUGUUCCUGCUGGGCCAGUGCACACGACUGUGAUCACACUGGAGCCCUGA
Messenger RNA from Aspergillus homomorphus CBS 101889, 1308 nucleotides. RefSeq names its product Zn(II)2Cys6 transcription factor domain-containing protein. NCBI's taxonomy places the organism in Eukaryota, Fungi, Ascomycota, Eurotiomycetes, Eurotiales, Aspergillaceae. Gene Ontology annotation, biological process: regulation of DNA-templated transcription. Gene Ontology annotation, molecular function: DNA-binding transcription factor activity, RNA polymerase II-specific; zinc ion binding. The transcript has 6 exons. The record is from RefSeq and is a predicted model, not a curated record. Bases 1 to 1308 code for a protein of 435 amino acids.